UAUCACACUACUUCUAUACUUCCAACUAAGAUUUAUGACAGUAAAUUUAUGACAAUAAAUUCCUGCAUCACAGAACUGCUGAAAAACAACUAAAAGACAAUUUUAUAAACCUACAGUAUCAUGGUAUUACUCAAUAAAACUGAAGAGCACAAUUAUUAAAUUAUUAGACUUGCUAAUACAAGCACACAUGUGCAGUAGCUACUGUAUCCUAACAGCUACCAAACCUCAAAUUUAGAUGUUUUUUCUUUGUGGGAAAGGUCAUUAUAUUUACAAGAAACCACUGAGUAUUUUCAUCAAGUAUAUUUUCAGCUGAGCGUAAUUUAGGAGAAUUUACUUGAAACAAGUUCUAGAAAAUUCCAACUCCCAUCACCGAGUGGAUUUGAUAUUAUGGCAGCAACUUACAGACUUGUGGUCAGUACUGUGAACCACUACAGCAGUGUGGUGAUAGACCGACGUUUUGAGCAAGCUAUACAUUAUUGCACUGGAACCUGCCACACCUUUACACAUGGAGUUGACUGCAUUGUGGUACAUCAUAGUGUUUGUGCAGACCUCUUGCACAUCCCUGUGUCUCAGUUCAAAGAUGCGGAUCUGAACUCCGUGUUUCUACCCCAUGAAAAUGGGUUUUCCUCAGCUGAGGGUGACUAUCACCAGCAGGCCCUAACAGGCCUACCGAGGGGCAAGAAAGGAUCUACGUUUCAGAACACCUGUAACUUCAAAGACAUUGCAGGGGAAGCAAUCAGUUUUGCCAGCGGGAAAAUAAAAGAAUUUUCCUUUGAAAAGCUCAAAAACUCUAACCACGCAGCUUACAAAAAGGGAAGAAAAGUUAAGUCUGACUCAUUCAAUAGGAGGUCAGUUGAUAUUGACUUGCUCUGUGGCAAUUAUAACAAUGAUGGGAACUCCCCGUCCUUUGGUUUACUCCGGAGUUCCUCAGUUGAGGAAAAAUCUGUGUCCCAUAGAAACUCGCUUGAUGCAAACCUGACAUCAGUGCUUCUUCACAACUUCUCUGAAGAAGAUCUGGUUACUCAGAUUUUGGAAAAACAUAAAAUAGAUAAUUUUUCUUCUGGAACAGAUAUAAAGAUGUGCUUGGACAUCUUGCUGAAAUGCUCUGAGGAUUUGAAAAAAUGCACAGAUAUCAUAAAACAAUGCAUAAAGAAAAAGUCAGGGAGUAACAUCAAUGAAGGCAAUGGCAAUGAUGCAGUUUCUAGCUCUGAAACUGUCUAUAUGAAUGUAAUGACCAGGUUAGCAUCCUAUCUGAAAAAGCUACCGUUCGAAUUCAUGCAGCCUGGGAAUAAUGAUGCUAUAGAUUUAACAGAACUGGUUAGUAAUAUGCCCAGUUUACAACUGACUCCCUUUUCUCCAGUAUUUGGCACUGAGCAGCCCCCUAAAUAUGAAGAUGUUGUCCAGCUCUCAGUCCCUGACUCUGGACAGUUUCAAACUAUAGAACUGCAAGAUGACAAACACAGUUCUAGGAAAACAGAUGCUGUAAAUUCCAUUCCAAACAACUCUACAACUCCCUUAUAUAACUCUGAAAUAAAUGAUCCGAGAACCCUAAAAGAUACCCAGCUUCAAUCACAGUCGUUAACCAUGAACCCUUUAGAAAAUGUUUCUUCUAAUGACCUAAUGGAAACCCUUUAUAUUGAAGAAGAGUCCGAUGGAAAGAAAGCAUCAGAUAAAGGACAAAGGGCAGAGAAUGGACCUGGUCAGUUGUUAAAUGAAGAUGGAGCAGAAUUUUCAGGUCAUGUUACUCAUCUUAAAAAAUCUUCUGCCUCUGUGCAAAAUGAAAGUGGUAAGAUAUUUGAGAAACCAGUUGUUAACCUAUCUGAUGAAGAUUUUAAAUCAAAAGUUCCUAAAGUUGAAGACAGAGGCCACAGAGAUUUUAUGAAUCCUAACAGCCAGGAGGAGAUAGAUAAAUUGUUAAUGGAUUUGGAAUCAUUUUCACAGAAAAUGGAGAGCUCUCUAAGAGAGCCACUUGUGAAAGGUAAAAGCUCUAACUCUCUAAGUAAUCCUUCUCCAUUAACUGGUCAGCUUCCUAUAGAUCUUGAAUCUAAAUCUAAAGUCUCUUCACCCACUGAAAAAGUCUCGCCUUCCUGUCUAACAAGGAUUAUUGAAACCAAUGGACACAAAAUCGAGGAAGAGGAUCGAGUCCUCUUACUACGAAUUCUAGAAAGCAUUGAAGACUUUGCUCAAGAACUAGUUGAAUGCAAAUCAGGUAGAGGCAGCCUGUCACAAGAAAAGGAAAUGAUGCAGAUUCUACAGGAAACCUUGACCACUUCCUCCCAGGCCAAUUUAUCAGUCUGUAGAAGUCCUGUUGAUGAUAAAGCCAAAGAGGGUACUUCAGUGGUUUUGAUUCAGCAGACCCCAGAGGUGAUCAAGAUUCAAAAUAAACAAGAAAAGAAACCUGGAACACCACUUCCACCUGCAGCCACCUUUCCAAGUAGUCCCCGACCUCUCUCCCCUGUUCCUCAUGUGAAUAAUGUUGUGAAUGCACCAUUGUCCAUAAACAUUCCACGGUUCUACUUUCCUGAAGGACUCCCAGAUGCCUGCAGUAACCAUGAACAGACUCUAAGCAAAAUUGAAACUGCUUUCAUGGAUAUUGAAGAUCAGAAAGCAGACAUCUAUGAAAUGGGAAAAAUUGCAAAGCUCUGUGGCUGUCCUCUUUACUGGAAAGCACCCAUGUUCCGGGCUGCAGGGGGAGAGAGGACAGGAUUUGUGUCCGCACAGUCAUUCAUUGCCAUGUGGAGAAAGUUGCUGAAUAACCAUCAUGAUGAUGCCUCUAAGUUUAUCUGUCUCCUGGCAAAGCCCAGCUGCAACUCUCUAGAACAGGAGGAUUUUAUUCCUUUACUUCAGGAUGUGGUGGAUACACACCCUGGCCUCACGUUCCUGAAAGAUGCCCCAGAAUUCCACUCUCGCUACAUCACCACGGUUAUUCAGAGAAUAUUCUACACAGUCAACAGAUCUUGGAGUGGAAAAAUAACUUCGACAGAGAUAAGAAAAAGCAACUUUUUGCAAACUCUAGCCCUUUUGGAAGAAGAGGAAGAUAUAAACCAAAUCACAGAUUACUUCUCCUAUGAACAUUUCUAUGUUAUUUAUUGUAAAUUCUGGGAGCUAGAUAGUGAUCAUGACCUCUACAUCAGCCAAGACGAUUUAUCUCGAUACAAUGACCAGGCUUCGUCAAACAGAAUUGUUGAAAGGAUAUUCUCUGGGGCGGUAACAAGGGGAAAAACAGUACAGAAAGAGGGAAGAAUGAGCUAUGCAGAUUUUGUUUGGUUUUUGAUCUCUGAGGAAGACAAAAGGAAUCCAACCAGCAUUGAGUAUUGGUUCCGCUGCAUGGAUAUGGAUGGAGAUGGAGUCCUCUCCAUGUACGAGCUAGAGUACUUCUAUGAGGAGCAAUGUGAGCGGAUGGAGGCCAUGGGCAUUGAGCCCUUGCCAUUCCAUGACUUGCUGUGCCAGAUGCUUGACCUGGUGAAGCCGGCCAGCGAUGGCAAAAUAACACUACGAGAUCUGAAGAGAUGCAGAAUGGCACACAUUUUUUAUGAUACUUUCUUUAAUCUGGAGAAAUAUUUGGACCAUGAACAGAGAGAUCCCUUUGCGGUCCAGAAGGAUGUUGAGAAUGAGGGGCCUGAGCCCUCUGACUGGGACAGGUUUGCAGCUGAGGAGUAUGAGACUCUGGUUGCGGAGGAAUCUGCCCAAGCACAGUUCCAGGAAGGCUCCUUUGAAGAUUAUGAAACAGAAGAACCUGCCUCUCCCUCUGAAAUUGGAAACAAAGGCAAUAAAAGUAAAAUAGUAACCUCAAGCCUUUCAGAGAAAUGUGGAAAGCUUCAGUCAGUGGAUGAAGAAUAGCUGCCAAGGUCUACAUGAAAGAGAGAUGUAUUUUAAAUCUUUUUCUUGUGGAGAUGCUCUAGUUUGCAUACUGCUUAAAGGCUUUGAUUUCUGCAAGUGUGUAUCUGCACUAGGAACUUUAAAACAUUUUUAAGCAAUAGAUCUGGAUACACAUACUCAAUUUGGGGGACUCCUCCAAUUUGCCUCAAACCUCUUACAGACCUUUUUCUCCAAACAAAUACAAUAAUAUACAUCACCUUCCAAAGUCUGUGAAUCCGCACUCUUCACCCCUGAAUGUACCAGCGAUCUCUUUGGGACAGUGCCAAGCACAAUUCUCCCUCAGGACUCCCAUGGAGCCCAGAAGAAACCUUCACUUGCAGAAAACUUGAGUCAAAAAAAUUCUGAAACUUGAGAAAGCAGUUAAAGGGCCUUCAGAAGUGAUUUAGCCCUGGUAAUAAAAGCACUGCCAGAACAUCUCAGACUUUUUAAUGUGUGUACUGGAGUUCAAAGAUCUUGAACCUACUUGGUUUAAUCUAACUUCACAAUGACCUGCCAAACUGCGAGUCACUUUACAUCCUCAGGUGUUAUAACCACUGGGCCUCCCAACCUUGCUGGCAAGCUCUGCAGAAUCUCUCCCAUCCUGACUGUGGAUCUUAUAUAAAAUAGGAUGAAAAAAACUUAUAAGUACAGCAUUUGACUCAUACUUGAAAAAUUUUCCUUUUAACUUAUCUAACAUUUGUGGAGAAUUACUGAAUGAUUUAUUAAUCUUCAAAUUAGUUGAUGUCCCCCAUCUACACUUCCUAUCAGAAGGCCUACCUGAAGACUUAGUGAUACAUGAAAAUUUUUACUAGAUGCAUUCAUCACUGAGUAUUACACUCAGCCAACAGUAAAGGCCUCAAUCUAAACAUUACCCAUUCAUGUUGAAAAGAAACUAUUUCAGAUAUUCCAUCAGCUCAAUAUAUAACACAAAAAUGGAAGAAAACUGUGAUGCCACCCAUUAAAGGAAACCGGUUUCAUCUUUACCAUAGAUGUGUUCAUUACAGAAUUAUUUUUUCAGCAAGUCACAAUGCAGCCAAAUCCUGCACUAUCCUUAAGAACUAAAAAUACUUCUUAAAAAGGAUGGAAAUUUCUAAUAGUAUAAGUAAAAGAAACCACCAAAAACUUUUUAACAACGAUCUGUCAAAGUCAUCACCUUUUCCCCUGGGUUUUUUGCUUUAACCACAUGUCCUGAAUGUCCGAAUAGCUACUCUUGCCACCCUGCUUGGUUCCCCCUUACUAGUGUGAAAGUCAAACAACAAAAUAAUCAAACCUUGGGCGAUGGUGGGCAAAAAGUGGACAUAAGGGCAAUUUAAAUGCACCAUCAACUGAUACAAAUAGUUAUUGUACUGAUACAGUUUGCUGUUAUUUUACCUUUUAUGAUCAGAACUAAUCUUCCAUUUAACUGUUAGAGAAAGUGAAAAAUAUUAAAAUUUGGCAUCUAAUAGUUCACAAAGAACUAAAAGCUUAAAAAUGACUAAAUUUUUAGGAAAAACUAUAUGCAAUAACCUAAAUACACUAGUAAAUUAAAAGGUAUUUGUAUUUGUGAUACAUGAAUUUUACCAUCUAUACCAUCCACCCUUUACCAGGGAGAGAAAGCAAUUUUUAUUUCACAUAAAAUAUUAAAAAGGUAGUAUCUUUUAAAGCCAGAUAUGGUUUAAAGGUUUUAUUAUCCAUAAUGAUCUAAACGAUUUCUAAGCCUCAACAAAAAGUAAAAAAAUUUCAAUAUACAUUUUUUUUUAAACAUACUAUUUGGCUUUUACCUUUUUACCUGUGUCUCCUUACUGAAAUCCUUUUGCCUUUACUUUCGUCUAUAUUUGGUUUCAAGUCUGUAACUAUUAUGAAAAGUAACAGCUACUCCAUUUAAGAUAAAGCUAUUUUAAUUUAAGCUACUCAAAGAUUCAUAUUUUCAGAAAGAAGCUUUUUAUUGUACUCCUUUCUUAAGAGUUGAAUGCAAGGAAUGUGAAUUCUGAGGAACUAGGAGAGUAUAUAUAUGUAUAUGACUUUCUGGUAAAGAGAUCUCACUGAAUAUAAUCAUUAACUGCCCAACUGGAAAUUUCAAGUUUUUUACAAUAUCCCUGGCCCCCUGAUAAAAAUGGAAGGUUAUCAUGGCCUUAAUGUAGUCAAUGAAAAAUUCACUUCAUAACAAAACACUAAUUUCUAAGGUAAUCAAACUAAUGAAAUUCUGUGUAUUUUCUCUGCAUCUUAUCUAUGUCACCAUGGCAAAGUGUUUAUAAAAUUCUAGAAUUAAAUGAGGUGUAAGGUAUUUGGUCAAUUUUUGGAAAUGUUAAAGUGUGUUUGGGUGGAGAAACCUGCAUGAUUUAACUUGUUUUUGUUUUUCCCUUUUUGCAAAACUAAAUAAAGUUGUCAAAUAUGAACCAUGUUCACUAA
This is a messenger RNA of Suricata suricatta (meerkat), 6246 nucleotides long. It is a transcript of the gene PPP2R3A, whose product is annotated as protein phosphatase 2 regulatory subunit B''alpha. Gene Ontology annotation, cellular component: protein phosphatase type 2A complex. The record is from RefSeq and is a predicted model, not a curated record. Gene Ontology annotation, molecular function: protein phosphatase regulator activity; calcium ion binding. The transcript has 13 exons. Bases 388 to 3840 code for a protein of 1150 amino acids. Gene Ontology annotation, biological process: protein dephosphorylation. Lineage: Eukaryota; Metazoa; Chordata; Mammalia; Carnivora; Herpestidae.